Paramisgurnus dabryanus is the source of this 2552-nucleotide messenger RNA. RefSeq names its product syntaxin binding protein 2 (gene stxbp2). The record is from RefSeq and is a predicted model, not a curated record. Gene Ontology annotation, biological process: vesicle-mediated transport. Lineage: Eukaryota; Metazoa; Chordata; Actinopteri; Cypriniformes; Cobitidae.
GGGUGUGGAUUACAUGCGAUCAUUUCUUCCUUCCCACAGGCCUGCUGGUGAUCUGUCAACACGGAAGUGUCAAGAUGGCCCCGAGUGGACUAAAAGCGGUGGUAAACGAGAAAAUCCUCAAUGGUGUGAUCAAGAGCAUUAAGAAAGAUGGUGAAUGGAAGGUGCUCAUUGUCGAUCACAUCAGUAUGCGGAUUCUGUCCUCAUGCUGUAAAAUGUCCGACAUCAUGGCUGAAGGGGUAACAAUUGUGGAGGACAUUAGCAAGCGCAGGGAGCCGAUACCUAGUCUGGAGGCUAUUUACUUCAUCUCACCAGUGCCAAAGUCAGUUCAUUCACUAAUCAAUGAUUUUAAAGACACAGCCUUCACUUAUAAAGGAGCACAUAUCUUCUUUACCGACACUUGUCCGGAUGGGCUUUUCGCUGAGCUCGGCAGGUCAAGAGUCGCCAAGGCCAUCAAAACCCUAAAGGAAGUGAAUGUGGCUUUCAUUCCAUACGAGUCUCAGGUGUUUUCUCUGGACAUCCCUGCUUCCUUCCACACCAUCUACAGCCCGGCUCACACUGACUUGGAUGCAAAAACAAGGAUGAUGGAGGCCAUGGCCGAGCAGAUCGCCACACUUUGUGACACCCUGAAAGAAUACCCAGCCAUCCGCUAUCGCCAGGGCCCGAAGGAGAAUUUUACCCUGGCAGAGAUGGUGAUGGAUCGCCUGAAUGCACAUAAGGCAGAUAAUCCCAGCAUGGGGGAGGGCACAGAUAAAGCUCGCUCCCAGCUGUUAAUAGUGGAUCGUGGAUAUGAUCCCGUUUCUCCGAUUCUGCACGAGCUGACCUUUCAGGCUAUGGUUUACGAUCUGCUAGACGUCCAGCAGGACAUUUACAAGUAUCAGACGACAGGAAUCGGUGAAGCCCGGGAGAAGGAGGUGUUGCUGGACGAGGAUGAUGAGCUGUGGGUGCAGCUGCGGCACAUGCACAUCGCAGACGUCACAAAGAAAGUGACGGAGCUGCUGCACACUUUUUGCGAGAGUAAGAGGAUGACCACAGACAAGGCUAACAUCAAAGAUCUCUCACAAAUGCUGAAGAAGAUGCCACAGUACCAGAAAGAGCUCAGCCUGUACUCCACUCAUCUGAACCUGGCUGAUGCUUGCUUGAAGAGGUUCAAACACCAACUGGACAAACUAUGUGAGGUGGAGCAGGAUUUGGCCAUGGGAUCAGAUGCUGAGGGGGAGACACUCAAAGACGCCAUGAAGAGUAUCGUCCCCGUUCUGCUCAACGCUGAGAUCCAACCCUAUGACAAAAUCCGCAUUAUUUUGCUUUACAUUUUCCAUAAAAAGAAGGGCAUCGGUGAAGAGAAUCUAACCAAACUCAUCCAGCACGCAAACGUACAACAGGACAGUAACAUCAUCACAAACCUGCAACAUCUGGGCUGUCCCAUUAUUUCUGGGGGUACUAAUGCCUGUAAGUCAUUGCCUGAUAAGAAAGAACGUCCGGAGUCCACUUAUCAGCUCUCUCGGUGGACACCAACCCUUAAAGAUGUGAUGGAGAAUGUGAUUGAUGACAAGUGCGACAGGAAGCAGUUUCCAUUUCUGUCUGACCCCGCCCCCAUCACCACCACGCAGACUGCAGUCAGCAGUGCGAGGUUUGGACACUGGCACAAAAACAAAACUGCCACAGAGUACCGCAGCGGUCCUCGCCUCAUCAUCUUUGUGAUCGGCGGAGUGACCCAUUCUGAGAUGCGUUGUGCUUAUGAAGUCACCCGAGCCACUGAUGGCAAAUGGGAGGUUCUGAUUGGCUCGUCUCACAUUCUGACCCCAUCUGAUUUCCUGAAUGAUCUGAAGAAGUUGGACCAGCCAGCAUCAUCUUAGCAGUCACAUCUCUGAAGCCGAUGUGUCAAAGUUUGGAUUGUAUGAAAUAACCUGUAAAAAAGACUUAUCUGCUGUCUUUUAAAGUAGUUAUUUUAAUGGUCUGUGAGUUAACUGGUGGUAUAUGUAUGUACAUAUACAUAUUAAUGUUGUUAUUACACAUAUUUAAUAUAAAAGAAAAUAUAAGUGAAAAUUCUGUUGCCAGAUCCUCAUAAUUUUGCAUAUAUGUGGAUAAAAUCUUGCCUGUAUAAUGAUCAGUUCUGUUAAGAUCUGAAUAUGUGAAGACUUCUAUAGACGUCCACACUGAAACAAAUGAUGCUGGAUCACACUGGAUUUUGAGUCACACUGUAUCGACUGCUUUUGUCUAUUAAUAGAGGUUUUAUCUCACAACUGCCUUUAUCUGUAGUGUCCACAGGGCUUUAUAACUUUAGAAAAAAGAAGCAAAGAUUUCUAUUUGUUGUUUGGUUCUUGUGUUUAUGAAGGCGUGAAAUGUUUAAACUCUGUUAUAGCUGUAUUUGUGUUUGUCAUGCUCUAAACUUGUGCACUUUUCUCUUAUUGUUACGUUUAAUGUCACAGAUUGGGUGAAUUUGGUUCUUUGGGCCUUUUGUCUGUAUGCUCUAAAUAAACUUUGUAUAAAUGUUAUGUCAUCAUAUAUGUCUUAAAUAAAAAAUUUAGAUAUUAAAGCAACCUGUAAAGAAUGAA